Maniola jurtina (meadow brown) is the source of this 791-nucleotide messenger RNA. RefSeq lists its product as uncharacterized. The record is from RefSeq and is a predicted model, not a curated record. The transcript is spliced from 2 exons. The coding region runs from base 1 to 696 and encodes 231 amino acids. NCBI's taxonomy places the organism in Eukaryota, Metazoa, Arthropoda, Insecta, Lepidoptera, Nymphalidae. Gene Ontology annotation, cellular component: viral nucleocapsid.
AUGAAGAAAUUUGAGUUUUCCUCCACAAGUAAUGACGAAGAGCCCAUUUUCUGCGGAGCAAUUUUCUAUAGCGUCUACAAACAAGCAGAGUUUUUACGUCAGAGUGACAACAUAGAAACUAUACUAUCCAAAGGAUACGAACUGAGGAAAAUGUUGAAGGAAGUUGCACCCGGUCAACGGGUUGCAGUGAGCGGGAUGGUCCUUGCGAAAGACACUCCACUUAUCGUCGUGAAGACCGGUCCAAAUAUGGUUGUUCAAAGUUAUGAGUUCACAGCAAAUCGCCUCACUGGGUUGGUGGCAGCAUAUGCGUUCGACAACCGCUCAAAGUUCCCCGACUUAAAGUCAUCCGAAGCCCUGGCCUUGGGUUUGACAUGGGACAACGGAGACGUAAAGAAGUGUAAGCUAUACCUCUCAGCCGUUUCUGGUGCAGAGCACUUCGACAAACAGUUCCAGUUCUGGCCACUAGUAUGUGGAUUAAGAAAGCUGCAGCUAAAAAAAAUAACCAUCGAACCGAUCAUAAAAAUGGCUAAGAUCAAAAAUCAGAACGGUGUACGAAUGGCUAACCAGCUAAUGAAGAACCUCGCUAUUGUAAAAGAACUUUGGUCCUAUUUCCCUGAAACGUCAAAUGCCGAUUUUAAAAAGCAAAUGGAGUGUUUGCCCCUUGAACUCAAAAAGAUAUUUUUUAAUAUGAAGUGAAAAAUUUGGUAAACAAAAGAGGAUCUCAAUGAGUAUUAUUUGUCAUAUAAGUACUUAUAACCAUAAUGCAUCAUGUUUGACCAUUAUGUAAAUAA